CGCACGUGAAGAUACAGGACGCCCUCAAGAGGUCAGUAAAUGACAGUUCGAUAGAAACUGCCAAAAGAAGUAAAGACAACGAUGAACGACCUAAAGACUGCCAAGAAGUCGCUGGCUGACUGCCUUGGAGACGAAAUCAAGCAGUACUGGGCAAACAUGAAGUUAUGGUACCGACAAAAGAUAACAAAAGAUGAAUUUGAUAUGGAGGCCAGGCGACUCUUAAAUGACGAAAACAUUCAUCUUCACAAUGAGUUCCUCGUCACCGUGCUGACCAAAUGUCAGAUACUCAGUGCAGAAUCAUCAGCAGAAUCAUCAAAGAAUAAGAGCAGUAACAGUUCUAGCGGCAAAUCAGGAGAAAAGGCAAACAAGAAGAGCAAACCACCCAAGAAGAAGAAAAUCAUUGUCAGGCCAACAUUUGAGAAUCGCUUUGUGCCGUCUGAUCCGAUGAUGAAGGCUCCUGCAGUAGCCAUGCAGGUUGAGGAAUCACUCGACUUCUGCGCUCGUAGUUCCUUCUUACCGGAUGCUGCCAUGCUGCACGGCCGAGUGUUUGUGACUGCGUGGGAGUGGGGCAUUGACAACGUAUCUGGCGCAACGAUUCCCUUGAUUACACACUCGGUGCAGCAAGUACUAAAGAAUGUGAUCAGUGCAGUCAUCUCUCGCAGCAGUGCCUACAACGUGCACUCUGGAAAGUAUAAACACAGUAUGGGAAUCGUCGCGCAGCUACCAGCGCUCCGAUGCCAAUCAAGAGAUCGUAUACACCUGGACAAAAGCUGUAACCCGCCAAACAUCGAUGGAGCAUCAGGCCAGUACACUGUCAAGAGACCAGACUCAGAAACCAGUGAACAGUCAGCCGUUAUGCAGCAAGCCACGUCUGGUGUCCCGCCUUCAAAGAAACCCAUCACACUGUAUGACCUAUUGGAUGCCUUACAGGUCCACCGAAGUGUGUUAGCCUCUCACACUGUCAGCUGCACAGCAACUGAGCAGACACUAGUAGGACUUUGGCACCCUGAUCAUGAUGAACUUUACCAAGAUGAGUUGCAUCGACAGAGAUUACGUCAAGAAGAAAGCGAACUCAUGGUGUCAUGAACACAUCUGGAGACAGUGAACUUAACUUCUGAACUGACAUUAGGGGUUGAAGUUUUUGUAAUUCUUAUAUAGCUGUUAUUUAUAGAACAGGUGGUUUGGUUGGCGUAGUGGUAG
Molecule: messenger RNA, 1200 nt
Organism: Asterias rubens (European starfish)
Lineage: Eukaryota; Metazoa; Echinodermata; Asteroidea; Forcipulatida; Asteriidae
Product: transcriptional adapter 1-like
Exons: 9
Coding region: 82-1086 (334 amino acids)
Biological process (GO): regulation of transcription by RNA polymerase II
Cellular component (GO): SAGA complex
Molecular function (GO): transcription coactivator activity
Source: RefSeq, a predicted model, not a curated record